Closterium sp. Yama58-4 is the source of this 2796-nucleotide messenger RNA. The record is from the annotation of a GenBank genome assembly. Lineage: Eukaryota; Viridiplantae; Streptophyta; Zygnematophyceae; Desmidiales; Closteriaceae.
AUGCUUCCUUACUCACAAACGAGUACACUCGCGGCUUGCCAUUUCGGCAAGCCUGAGGGGCAGGAGGAAGGAAUGGCCAAGCUUGCGGAGGCAACCUUGUCCAAGCUCGGCCGUGGCAUGGCGAAGCGGUUCGGGAGGUGUGGCUGGUUUGGCGAGCACUUGUUUUCUUCUGAUUUGAUCGACCAGCAGGUAGCGUGCGGUGCUACUACCGCCGCUGGGACUCUCUUGUACUCCGACCAAGACCUACCGCAGCGCAAUGGCCGCAUCGGCCGUCAUCGGAGCGCGUCGCGCCACGUUCUCCACUUCGGGGCUUCUCCCGGUGCUCCCGCGCCCGACCCGUGUGCUGUGCUGGCGGCGGAAGUAAAGCGCACUGGCGUUGAGAAACUGGGGCUUGGAUUCGCGGCCCCUUCUCUCUUCAGGGCGUGCUACUCCACGUUCCUGUUCAGGAAGGAGUGCGACGUGCAGGACCUGCUGUCCAUCGCGAACGCGUUUGACAAUCACUACGUGUACAAGCACAUCGCGCUGGACUCGCCCGACCAGACCAACCUGCCCAGCAGCAUCGAUAUCGUCGCGGAGCUGAGAAAGGUCGUGGCGAACGGCGAGAAGGGCAAGUACGCGCGGCUGGUGGACGCGCACAUGGCGGCGCGGCAGGCGACCUUGGCGCUCAACGACGGGCACACCAUGUUCGACCCGGGUUGCUUCGCUGGCUCCUUCGACUUGCCGUUGCCGCUCGUGGCCGUCGUCGAAAAUGGGCAGCAGAUCAUUCGCGUUGCGCCACGUCGAUAUGUCCCCAAAGGGUUGGACAGUGUUGCGAAGGCUCUGCAUGGUUUUGACUUCACCCUUUAUGAGGGCCGACAGGUGGUGGCUAUUAACGGGGACAAAGCGGAAGAUUUCAUCCGGCAUUGGGCGGACAAGGAAGUGGGCUUCACUCGCAACCUCGCAGCGCGGUUCACGAGGUCCUUUGCGCGGAAUGUAGCGGCCGCUUCGCCCAACGGGCCCAUGAUCCACCAGGUGCCAGGCGACUUCGCCAAGCGAACCGUUGCUCCCGACAACGACACCUUACUGGUGUCCUUCCUUACCCCGGAUGGAGGGACAACAGAGGACGUACAGGUGCCGUGGAUUGGGAUAGCUAAGCUUGCAGACUUCGCGAAUGCCAUGGGGUAUUGGAAGACUCACUGUGCCGUACCGAGUCCAUCAGCUGCUGCUGCUGCCGGCACCGGUAUACCUAGUGGGGGACAACACGGCUGUGGUGUGGCUGCACGGGUUCAUUCCCCUCCUCGAGCAGAGGACAUCCAGCGCAUCGCAGAUCAUCAUAGACGUGCGCGGCAAGGCAACGGGGGAGGCUACGUGCAGGCAGCAUACAAGGCCAUCCGCCUGCUCAUGGGGGCAGCCAAGGUGCCCGACUCUCAGAUCGCACUGCCCAUGGACUUCGUCAUCGGUACGCAGUACACCGAGAACGUGAUCGGCGUGCUGGCCGUCGACAACACCACGGCGCCGCACUACUACCUCGGAGUUUACUCCGAUCUCAACGGGACGGAACUCGCAAGCGCCUUUGACUACGCGCCGUUCCGCCAGCUGCGCUUCACAGCGGCCGGCCGGGCUGGGACCUACUCGGCGCUGUUCAAGUUUGACCACAGGGGGCAGCUGCCCGUGAAGGAGGAGCAGCCGGUGCUUGGCGAGCGCCCCUUCCUGGUGCUGUCGGACGGAGACUGCUUCUCCGCCUGCGCCGUUCUCACGCACGUCCUGGGGAAACGCCACAAAGUGCCCAUGGUAACCGUGGGUGGUUUGCCCAACCAGCCCCCUGAUGUGAGCUCGUCGUGCCUGGGGUUCACCCUGACUGACUUCUACGCUGUAGCACACGGGCUCGACAAGCUUGCAGCCAUGCAGCCACAGCAGGCGUCGCUGCCUCUCAAGGUGCAAGGGGCCGUUAGAAUGGCGUUCACCAACGCGUAUGUGGAUUCGGAGAUUCCGUGUGAGUUUGAGUUCCUGCCCAGCCAGCACCACGUCAACUACACCGUUGAUCUGAUUGACAAGCCCUGGGCCAUGUGGAACGAGGCGUCUCAACAGCUGUCGUCGCCACCACCGAUGCUGCAGGAGCUGUUGCUCGCUGCGAGUAUUGGAAGCGCGUUUAGUCGGCCAUCCAAGGGGCUGGCUGCCAUUCCGUCCGUGCCUCACGCCAUGGUUCCGGGCGCAGCAGAGGGGGUGGCGAGCAGGGCUAAGCAGAGGGGCAUGGGGCAGGCAGAGCGAAAGGAAGGAAGCUACACCUUACAUUACAUCGCUCUACUCACAUCCCCCGCUCUCCCCAUUGCCUCUCCCACUUCCUCCAUCCGCCCCCUCCACCCCUUGAGCAUGAUGCACAGCAGGGUGUGGCAGAAGGGGCAGCAGAAGGAGGCGAGGAGGUGCAGGCGGAACUCGCCACCUCUCCCAUUCAAUCUGGGGUAUGGUGGCAUGGGGUAUGGUGGCAUGGGGUAUGGUGGCAUGGGGUAUGGUGGCAUGGGGUAUGGUGGCAUGGGGUAUGGUGGCAUGGGGUAUGGUGGCAUGGGGUAUGGUGGCAUGGGGUAUGGUGGAAUGGGGUAUGGUGGCACGGGGUAUGCUGGGCAUGGGGUAUGGUGGCAUGGGGUAUGGUGGCAUGGGGUAUGGUGGCAAGGGGUAUGGUGGCAUGGGGUUUGGUGGCAUGGGGUGUGCUGGGCAUGGGGUGUGCUGGGCAUGGGGUGUGCUGGGCAUGGGGUGUGCUGGGCAUGGGGUGUGCUGGGCAUGGGGUGUGCUGGGCAUGGUCUGCUAGGCAUGGUCUGCUAG